Messenger RNA from Cladophialophora yegresii CBS 114405, 2568 nucleotides. RefSeq lists its product as uncharacterized. The coding region runs from base 1 to 2568 and encodes 855 amino acids. The record is from RefSeq and is a predicted model, not a curated record. The transcript has a single exon. Lineage: Eukaryota; Fungi; Ascomycota; Eurotiomycetes; Chaetothyriales; Herpotrichiellaceae.
AUGAAUCAUAUCCCGCUGCCACAGGCUCCAGCACUCGCCCACAUCGAGAUCCCCGUCUACGAAAGCGAUUCAAACCCUUAUCGGUAUACUCAGCCGUGGUUGUCCUACCCGGCCAGGCACGGCUUCGACUUCAUCGCGAUCCAAGUUUCUGAUGAGCUGCACGAAUACCCUGGAGGCUUGAGGAGCAAUCUCGCCGCAUUCGUCCAGUCAUGGUUGUUCUUUGGUGUCCUGGAAGAAUUCCUCGGCGUCAAACAGGAUCAUGACGAAUGGAUCGUCACUACGGAGAAGGGUCAUCGAGUUAUUCGCACUUCCCAGCUCUGCGGAAAACUCGAUGCAUGGCGGGCCAGGAUCAAGCAACUUGAUGGCAAUCAGCAGCUUGAAGUCCGGGCCGGAAUUGAUCAGGUUCUUGGUCACAUGGAUUCUAUGCAUGCUACUCUCAGCUGGACUACUGCAAACAUCGUCCAGACUGUACAGGUUGGCAGUGGCUCCUACCACUCCGAUCUCCUCCCUGAUGAACUCAAUCUUUCACUUGAUGUCCUUCACAACACACUGUCUCUGGCACGCAACGUCGUGUUUCCGGACGCCCAUCUCCCGAUUCCGACCUAUACCAAUUCGCGACUCGUCCACGAUCAACUUGCAAAGAAUGGAUGGUGUUCAAGUGAGGUCUCACGCUUAAACCAAGAGUGUUCUGUGGUCAGCGGCUAUUUCUCCUCCAGACUCAGCAUCCUGGGAUCGCCCACCAUCCACUCCAAGUGCUCACACUGGCAAUGUGAAGCAUGGCAAGUCGAUCAAUCAAAUUACCGACCAAAGCACGUCAAUACACUGUGUGACUGCAUGUUUGUCGGCCUUCCCACUGAAAGGAUUGCCGAGAUCAUUCGCGUCAGUCAAAUCCCAUGUCUUCGCCUUGACCGCCGCGGAACCGGGUUAGAAUUAGUUGCCAUUGAUCAGAGAACACCAAUUCGCUUCACUGCUAUUUCGCACGUCUGGGCUGACGGGCUAGGUAACCAUGCCGCAAAUGCCUUGCCCCAUUGCCAAGUUCGGCUGAUUCAAGAACGAGUCAACAUGAUAGCAAACGCAGGGAGCACGCCUCUCGCUCCCUCCGAUGAUCAACCAUUCUGGAUGGAUACUUUGUGCAUCCCUGUUGGGAGCGGAUUCGAAGACGAACGAAAUACAGCGAUUGCGGAGAUGGCAACCAUUUACAGAAGGUCUGGAACGGUGCUUGUUUUGAACAAUGAAUUGAAUAGCAUCUCUGUUGCUCGCAGCCCCUGGGAACUGUCAGCGCGCAUUACGCGGACCACUUGGUUCCGACGUCUUUGGACGUUACACGAGGCUGUUUUGGCAGAGAAGACAGUCUUUCAGCUCCAGGACGGCUCGGUCGACCUUUCGGAGCUUCAAACGGUAGUCCAAGAAUGGGACGACUCGUCGAAGUUUCAAGAUCUGCUGUGCCGAAUGAUAUUUCUAGAAGCCUGUCAGCCAUACUCAAAGCUACUUUUGUUCAAGUCUAAAUCACUCUCCACCCGAGUUCGAGAUAUCUGGACCGCUGUUCAGUGGCGCAAUACGAGCUACCAAGAGGACGAAACUAUAUGUUUCGCCAACAUGCUUGGUCUCGAUCUCUCUUCAAUCCUCGCGGUCAGCCGAUACGAGAGCGAGGCCAAGAUCAAACGAAUGAAAACGUUCAUCCUUCUCCAGAAGUAUUUCCCCCAGGGCUCUAUCUUCCAAGGUGAUUAUUCCGAUCUGACGAGACCUUCGACAACAGCACUUGUUGGAUUAGAAUGGGCACCUCAAUCUUUCGUCUUUCGCACGCGGAAGUCGGCUCCUGAACAUCCUGACACUCAGCUUGCUUUGGCCGAUGAGCUUGGGCUCCACGUAUCACUAGUCGCUCUCAUCCCGGACAAAGGGUGGGAUAUCUUCACCCAGGCAGAAAUGAACUCCACCGUGGUGGGAGAUUUGCACCAGGCGUUCUUCAUGAUGCCUUUGGAAUGGGAUUAUUUUUACGUCGUGCGCUGGGACAUGGCCCGUGGACGUUGGGAUCUCGCCAACUCACUGCGCCACAAGACCUUUCCUGCUCUCAUCCUACAGCAAGACAUUACCUUGGUGACUGAUGAAGCCCUAGAUCUGGGCGAAGCCGUUGGUCGCAAGGACGGUACCUCCAUGACGCGCAUGUUCGACGGCGACCUGAUCGCGGAGGAAGCCCGAGAAGAAGUGCUGCGGGAGAUGAUGAUGGAGGCCCGGGGAGAAACGGUCGAAGAAGAUUAUACACCCGAGCGUCGAAGCUUCUCAGCCUCGACUCGAGCAAUCAUUGUCGCCGCCAGUGUCAUGGACGCAAGCCCCGAUACCAGUAACACAACAGACUCACUUCAAGACAAGCGUCCCCGAGCGAAGGGCCCGAAUUCAAAUGUCGCAGUCGAGUACCAGGCGCGGAUCAUCCAGCACGUUGAAGUCCAGAAAGAGAUGUUCUCGACGUACACCCGCGCGGCGUGCAAGCAGAUGGAACGAUAUAAUGGCUCUACACAUAGCAUUAAUUCAUGUGAGAAAUGGUCGGACAGGGUGCGAUGGUGUAUUCAAUAA